GGAGGAGGGGGGGAUUUUUUUUUCGUUGCGUGGGGGUUGUGACGGCCUCCGUGUUUACUUUGGUUUUAUUAAUCUCUUAAUUAUUAGGAGUACAUUUUUUUUGUUUUUCUACUUCUGCCGGAGGUUAAUGUUCGUGAGGUAGUGGCGUCGUUAGCUUGGAUUGUUUUCCCACCACCACCACCGCCGCCGCCGCCGCCUUACACGCGCGCACAUGGAUAAGUUUGCGAUUCGGAUGGUUGGGCCUGGCGGGCUUUUUCCGAGCAUUGAUCCUGGCGCCCUGGAGAACAUGCUGGCUAUGAAGCCGCCACAGCUGGAGGUGUACGAGCAGCCCAAGUCGCGCGGCAUGCGCUUCCGCUACGAGUGCGAAGGCCGCUGUGCAGGCAGCAUCCUGGGAGAUCGAAGCACGGACAGCAACAAGACAUACCCGGCCGUCAAGCUGGUGAACUGCACUGGGCCGGCCAAGGUGCGCGUGUCGCUCGUGAGCAAGAAUGACCCGCACCGGCCUCACCCGCACAGCCUGGUAGGGAAGGACUGCUCGGAUGGUGUGUGCGAGGUGGACGUCUCCUCGGGGGUCACCAUCGUGCAGUUCCAAAAUCUGGGCAUUCAGUGCGUGAAGAAGAAAGAGGUUGCAGAUGCCCUGAAGCUAAGGAUCCAGAAGAACGUGAACCCUUACAAAGUGCCAGAGGAGCAGGCCCUGGCUACAGAGGAGAUCGACAUGAACGUGGUGCGGCUCUGCUUCGAGGCAUUCAUCCACGAGCGUGGUCGCGUCAUUGCCCUGCCACCCAUCGUCUCCCAGGAGAUCAGAGACAAGAAGGCACCGAACGUUUCGGAGUUGAAAAUCUGCCGUGUCAACUUGAAUGCUGGCAGUGCACGUGGUGGGGAUGAGGUUUUCCUUUUGUGCGACAAAGUUCAGAAAGAAGACAUUGAGGUGCGCUUCUUUGAGCCGGAUGGCAGCUGGGAGUCACGCGGCAGCUUCUCGCAGGCCGAUGUCCACCGGCAGGUUGCCAUCGUGUUCCGCACACCGGCGUACCGCGAUCCGGGCAUCACGCGUCCCGCCAACGUGCGCAUGCAGCUGCGACGGCCGUCGGAUGGAGAAGCCAGCGAGCCGAUCGAGUUCCGCUACAUCCCAGUCGACCCCGAUCCCCACAAGCUGCAGGAGAAGCGCAAGCGAAAGGCCGAUUCGUUUGACAAAUUCCUGGAAAGCACCAACAUCACCGGGCUCGGGACUCCGUCUGGGAAUAUUGCGGAGAGGAAGGUGGCCGUGAGCACGACCAGUUCGCAGAAAUCCAAGGAUCUUCUCCGCCAGAAGAUUCAAGAUAAAACCCAAGAAGCCUCCUUCAUGCGGGGUGCUGGCUUCGUCUCCUCCCCACGCACGCCGCCAGCGUCCGCCGGCUACGACGCACAGCCCUCCCUGAGCGGCGUCACCGUCGCGUCAUCCGUCCAUCCCACUAUGCCUUCGUCGUCGUUGUCGCUGUUGCUGCCCGCGGCAACAUCAAAGGCGCCGUCGCCCGGUCACACGGCACACCACAGCUCUGUAACUGUGAGCGCCAGCCCCAGCGUCGGCUCCGUGCUCGUGCUUGGCGCAGGCGGCGGCCAAUACUCGCAGAGCGCGCUCGCCAGUGACAUGCAGGGCCUCAACGUCACCGAGCUGAACCCUGUUCGGCCGUCGGCGGCAGCGUCGGCAGCGGCGCAAUCGAGGGCUGCCGAGAACCACACUCCCCUGACGUCAUUCGACAUGCCUGCCGCGACAGGGGGCGGCAUCGACAGCCUGACGGCCAUGAGCUUCAGCGAGUUUGAAUUCCUCGGCAACGACAUGUACCCGUUCGUGCCCAAUGAAGACUUGGUGAUAUUCGCCACACCGGCCUCGCCAACGCUGCCCACGCAGCACGUGCCGCUCACCAGCGCCGCCGCCUCCGCCACGACCGCCGCCGCCGCCACAACCGCCACCGGCACACCCGACCCAGACCAGACGACGUCGGUGAGCCAGCUGUCGCAGCAGCAAAUCUCCGACGUGCUCAACAUCAUCCGAGACUCCAUGCGUCAUCAGCACGAUGGCGCCACUGCCCCGGAAACGGCCGCGGCAACCGGUGCCGCCCAGGCGAACUUUGCGACGAAUGCGCCCGACGGGCGGGAAAUGCCGGCUUGGUCCGGCGGUGCAGUGAACGCGCAGUCGCAAUUACAUUCGCAAUCGCCUGCGCCCGAUCAGUCCCUGCAGGCGCCGGGAGCCGCCUACCCGGCAGGGCAAACUGUCUCCGGCCUGGGACUCGGCUACUUGUCGUUUCCCGACGAUAUGCGCAUGGAGAGCCUGGAGCGGCUCGACAGCGCCGAGCUCAACCGGCUGCUUGAGACGGUGACCAUGGACAUGACCAACAACGUGGGCAGCGCUGACGGAUUCUUGUAGGGAAAUGGCGCCGCCCGUGAAUGGUUGUUUAUCGAUGGCGGCAAACGACCUUUAUUUAUAGGAAAACAGCCUGGGGUGUUGGCGGCUGUGGUCAGGUUCGCAAGUUGGAAGAGUCACGAGUUUGAGAAAAUAUGAUUCGGUGUCGACUCGACUGAUUUCUUUUUUUUUACCAGUUUGGCUUGCUCAUUAGGAAUUUGAUGGUGGUCAUCUUGUAGAUUAAAACGCACACCGGGCAUGGGAAUCGACUUUGCACCACUGGGCUCAGAAAACUGGCUCGUGACUGAAACGGAGAUGAGCAACCACAACAUGGCCAGUUUUAUUUAGAAGUAAGAUACAUUGAUUUAUUUGGGAAUUAUCAAUGAAUCUCAGGACUUUAAAAAAGUGUCAUGCCUUCAUAUGUUUGGCCAUUUACUUUUUUAGUGCAUGCUUAAAGGUAAAAAAAUGCACACUUUUAAGAAACUACAAACUCGCUUUGUGGUAUUGCAAUAUCCUGAUCAGCUGACGGUCGUGUGAUGAUUUCUACAUAGUCCCAACAACCCCACCUCUACGAAGUUCUGGGUUACAGAGGUGUGUUUGUGUGUGUGUCAUGCCCGAAGUUUUGCCUCGCUGUUGUACAGUCGCGAAUAUUCAUGGCGUGUUGUUCUGAUGUAUUUUCGGGCUGCCGUAGUAUGCGCUGCGCUACAAUGAUAGUGGCCCUACGUUUUAUUCAUCCACUGGUACCUCUGAUGACCCGCCGCCACUAUCGUGCAGAGUAUCCAUGCCGGAUGAUCAUCGUAGGUUCUCUUGUGGUAGGAUACAGUGUGGGGAUCUUGCAGUUUGUUGAAAGGCAACGUGGGGAAGUUCACUUGAAGUCUCUGGAUAGAGGGAGGCUACUCCUUCCACUGUUCUGGUAUAAAGACUGUUAUACUUACAUGCUGAGCUAUACUGAGCAUAAUUGUCUUUUGCUGCCCUCUGCUGAUGUAUAGGCAAACACAAAGGUCCUCAAAUCCUUUGACUUCUUGUGAGCUUCUUCUUGGUUCUUUCGGUAAAGUCACGUAGAAGGGAAGUAAUAAAAUAAUAAAAAUAAAACUUCCCUUCUACGUGACUUUACCGAAAGAACCAAGAAGAUGAAUCCCUGCAGUCACGAAAGCUUUAAAUCGAAAUUCUUGUGAGCUAUCACACCUGAGGAUAAUGAAUUAUCCCUUCAAAUCGUACAUAUGGGCAAGACUGGAUCGAGUUUUAGACUGAAAAUCUAAAAGUUUAACUUUCAAAAACCCAGUUGGGGGAAGACUUGAGUGCAUUUUUUCACCAGCUCUCCGAUGUUUAUUCAUGUUGUGCCGUGUUGUUGCUCGUCACGAUGUCCGACGUGUCUCUCCAAGUACGAGGAACUUCUUCAGGAACGGAAUUGAAUUGAAGCUCCCACAAGCAUCUGUGGAGCAUAUUGAGUGGUGAAAUUUAAUGAGUGAAGAUCACAGGAACUGUAACCAUGGUAAUAGUGAUAAUAGACUGUUAAGGAGGCCACCUAUUGAGAACUUAUUGAGUGGGCUGAACUGUACCAGCAAGUUCUGGAAUCAAUCAUAAACCCGGACUGCUUUUCUCUUCAACUCUAUCACGUACAAUGAGGGUGGAGCUGGGAAAUCCAGCCCAGAUUUAACAUUUGUUCGACCUCUGAGGGGUGGGUAUUGAGCCUAGUUGACCCCCCCCCCCCCCACCAGAAUUUGUAUUCGCAAAUUAUUUUUGUUGAAUGGGAACUGUAAUCGCAGCCAUGCAGCACUAACCAGCCAGGUUUUUCAAGCACCGUCCCGUAAGUAAAGAAUACUAUGUUUAAAAAAAAUCCCAUUUUGUGAAAUCCUUUGCUUUACUUUGUUUUGACAUUAGUUUUUAGGAAUUCCGCUGCAUGGCUGACUGGUGUUUUUAAGGCACUAAGUUCCGUAUACACAAUGCGAGUGUAAAUACUAUCGCCAUGUGUCUUAAUUGUGGGCUGUGGUGGUUGGCGAUGAUGGUCAGUGGUGUUAAACACUCUUGCAAAAAAAUCUAAAGAAUUCGGAGCAUGCCGAUUAAAUAAGCCAUCAACUUAAAAACACGGCUGUAAGAUUCUAAACAACAGGAAAAGCGCUGAUAAUCGCAUGCACGUGGCGUGUGAAAAUGCUGAACGUGUACACGUUGGCAAACUAAAACACAAAAGAAAUCGACAGACCACGAGUUGCAACGUACAUUUUUAUUCUCGAUGCUGUAUAAGCAUGGGGGGGGGGGGGCAUUUUUAGCGCAUUGAAAAAAAAUUGUUACGGGAAGUGAAACUGGUUUCUCCUCU
Lethenteron reissneri (Far Eastern brook lamprey) is the source of this 4691-nucleotide messenger RNA. RefSeq names its product proto-oncogene c-Rel-like. Gene Ontology annotation, cellular component: cytoplasm; nucleus. NCBI's taxonomy places the organism in Eukaryota, Metazoa, Chordata, Hyperoartia, Petromyzontiformes, Petromyzontidae. Gene Ontology annotation, biological process: innate immune response; inflammatory response; non-canonical NF-kappaB signal transduction. The record is from RefSeq and is a predicted model, not a curated record. Gene Ontology annotation, molecular function: DNA-binding transcription factor activity, RNA polymerase II-specific; RNA polymerase II cis-regulatory region sequence-specific DNA binding.